Exophiala xenobiotica is the source of this 1515-nucleotide messenger RNA. RefSeq lists its product as uncharacterized. Gene Ontology annotation, molecular function: oxidoreductase activity, acting on paired donors, with incorporation or reduction of molecular oxygen; monooxygenase activity; heme binding. The record is from RefSeq and is a predicted model, not a curated record. Bases 1 to 1515 code for a protein of 504 amino acids. Lineage: Eukaryota; Fungi; Ascomycota; Eurotiomycetes; Chaetothyriales; Herpotrichiellaceae. The transcript is spliced from 2 exons.
AUGUUUAUUGACGUUCAGAAUAUUCAACCAGCCACUGGGCUGGGGCUCCUUGUUGCCAUCCUCGUGUUUGUGAAGCUCGCGUCCGUCAUUCAUACGGCUUACUUCUCGCCCCUCGCCAGGGUCCCUGGGCCCGCACUCGCGAAGGUGACUGACCUCUGGCUCCUCUGGCAACUGUACAACUACCGCAAAUGUCCGGCCCUCGAAGAUUGCUUCAGAAAAUAUGGGUCGAUCGUGCGGAUCGGUCCUAACAAGCUCGCCGUCAAUUCGGAGGAGUCGAUGAAAAUCUGCUACGGCGUCGGCACCAAGUUCACCAAGAGUCAAUGGUACAAAUCCUUUUGUUUCCUCGGCUGGAAUUCAGUCUUCACUCUCCUCGAGAACAGGGAGCACUCCGAGCGCAAAAGGAUCACCGCGCGGUUGACGAGCAAGACGAGCGUCAUGGAGCAUCUGCCGGAGAUCAACGAACACAUCAAGGGGUUUCUCAAUCUCAUGCACCAGCGGGCGAACCAGGUCGUCGACAUCAUGUGUGUGUAUCGGUACCUGGCUCUUGACAUUGUCGGAUCUACCACAUUUGGGCGCGGCUUCGGCCUCAUGAAGACGGGCCUUAGCCACCCAUUCAUCGACGAUCUUGACGCUGUGGUCAUGACGUUCCCGCCGCGCGGAUACCUGUCCAAGUGGGUGUGGAUGGUGGCCAAGAGAAUCCCCAACAAGCAGUGGCAGCACCACAUUGCCGGCGAGGCCAGACUCUGCUCUCACUCGGACGUGGUCAUUAACGAGCAAAUGGAGUAUGCCAGGACCCACGGUGGCAAGCUGAGUCCGGAAUAUCUCAAGACAAUCGUCGGCGCGUAUAUCGACCAUCGCGACGCCAACGGCCAGCCGCUUCCUCGCGGGUGUAUCACGUCGGACAUUGCGACAGUUUAUUUCGCCGGCACCGACACGACCAGCAUCUCACUCUCGUUCCUGACCUGGGAACUGGCAAGAAAGAAAGACCUGCAGAAGAAGCUGUACGACGAAGUGCGUGCCCAUUUUCCCGACCCGUCGCAGGUUCCUGCGCUCGCGGACGCCGAGACAUGGCCGUACCUCAACGCCAUCAUCAAGGAGGCCCUGAGGCUCUACCCGGCUGCGCCGUCGCACUUGGAACGCGUCGUCCCUCCAGGCGGCGCCACGGUCGAAGGCAAAUGGCUGCCGGAAGGAACCGUCAUCGGCGUCCAGGCGUACUCCAUCCAGAGAAAGCCCGAGGUCUUCCAUGAGCCGGAGCAGUUCAAGCCAGAGCGAUGGUUCAACGAGACUGACUCAAUGAAGCGGUGCCUCAUGCCGUUUGGCCUGGGGGCGCGCGCCUGCCCCGGCCAGCACAUCUCGUACAUGGAGAUGCGGCUGGUCGUGGCCAUGCUGGUGCGCAAUUUCGAAAUAGGCUUGUCCCCGCUGUACGACCCCAAGGAUAUGGAUGUCAAGGACUUUUGGCUGCUGUUCCCGGCGGCGAAGAAGUGCGAGGUGGUUUUGAAGCCACGCGAGUCUUGA